Messenger RNA from Cyprinodon variegatus (sheepshead minnow), 1443 nucleotides. RefSeq names its product homeobox C11 (gene hoxc11a). The record is from RefSeq and is a predicted model, not a curated record. NCBI's taxonomy places the organism in Eukaryota, Metazoa, Chordata, Actinopteri, Cyprinodontiformes, Cyprinodontidae. Gene Ontology annotation, molecular function: DNA-binding transcription factor activity, RNA polymerase II-specific; RNA polymerase II cis-regulatory region sequence-specific DNA binding. The transcript has 2 exons. The coding region runs from base 32 to 1003 and encodes 323 amino acids. Gene Ontology annotation, biological process: regulation of transcription by RNA polymerase II; anatomical structure development. Gene Ontology annotation, cellular component: nucleus.
CUAUAGUGGCCGAGUUGCGAGAGAGAGAAAGAUGUUUAACUCCGUGAAUCUGGGUAACUUCUGCUCCCAGACGCGCAAAGACCGGACAUCCGAGUUUGGGGACAGAACAGGCUGCGCGUCCAACAUCUACCUCCCCAGCUGCACCUACUACGUCCCCGAGUUUUCGGCCGUCUCCUCGUUUCUUCCGCAGGCCCCUUCCCGGCAAAUCAGCUACCCUUAUUCCACGAAUCUGUCUCAAGUGCAGCCGAUGCGAGAAGUUUCGUACGGCUUGGACCCCGCUAGCAAAUGGCACCACAGGAGCAACUAUGCGUCGUGCUAUUCGGGAGAUGAUCUGGUGCAUAGAGACUGUCUUCCACCAUCCACCAUGACAGAAAUGCUGAUGAAGAACGAAAGCGUUUACAGCCACCACCAUCACCACCAUGCCCACGCGGGCUCCAAUCACCCUUCCACAGGCUUUUACUCCGGCAUGGGGAAAAACAACGUCCUCCCACAAGGCUUUGACCGCUUUUUCGAGACCGCAUACUGCAGCAGCACGGACAAUCAGACAGACAAUUGUUUACAAAAGGGCGAGGGGGGCAAGCUGGAAAGCGACUCCCAACAGCAGCAGCAGCAACAACAGCAGCAGCAGCAACAAGCCACAGCCGCUGUAGCCGGAGCUCCAGAGCCGGGAAAAGACUCGGACGAUGAGGAGGAACACACGAAUUCAGGCUCCUGCACUUCUUCCUCCGCCACAGCUAAGGACGGCAGCACCAGCAAGAGCAGCCACUCGAGCGUCCCUCGAACAAGGAAGAAGCGGUGUCCCUAUUCCAAGUUUCAGAUUCGAGAACUGGAGCGGGAAUUCUUUUUCAACGUUUACAUCAACAAGGAGAAGAGGCUCCAGCUUUCCCGAAUGUUGAACCUAACCGACCGCCAGGUCAAAAUCUGGUUUCAGAACAGAAGAAUGAAAGAGAAGAAGCUGAGCAGAGAUCGCCUGCAGUACUUCUCUGGAAACCCCCUGUUGUGAGCAGAAAGAGUGUCACAAGAGGCAUGCAGGCCUUCUCCUUCUUCUCCUCAUCUUAUUGAAUGAAUGGUAAUCGUGGGCAGAACCGUGUUUUUUUUUUCACAAAAAGGAGCCCAUAUCACCAACAGUGCAAUGUGAAAAAAGUGGACAGUGGAAGAAAAUAGGCCUUAAAUGAGGAAGGGGGUGGGGGUGUCGCCAUUUUCUUUUUUGCCCUGUGGGGCGGCGAUGAAUUUCUAACUUAUUUUACCCCCAUCUGACAGAAAGGCCUAUAAUAGAAAAAUCAUUUAUAUGCUGGUCUUGAAAACGUCCUAUUUAUCUUGACUCUCUGUUUGUCUUUAACCUACUGUUCUUAUAGGCAAAUUUGUUAAAAUAUCAGCAGACAACUUUAAGCUCUUACUCCAGUCUCUGGUCAGUGUAUAUAGCAUAUCAGUAUCUAAAAUAUU